Messenger RNA from Eimeria necatrix, 2004 nucleotides. RefSeq lists its product as hypothetical. Bases 1 to 2004 code for a protein of 667 amino acids. The record is from RefSeq and is a predicted model, not a curated record. Lineage: Eukaryota; Apicomplexa; Conoidasida; Eucoccidiorida; Eimeriidae. The transcript has 13 exons.
AUGGCGAACUCUUCCCCGAGAAACACCUCUUCGAGAGAAAGCUCCAUCGGACGGGGCUCCCCGUCCAGGUCUGCUUCCGCCUCAAGAAUGCGAGCCCUAGGCUCAAAGCCAAGAGCAGCGGGAAGCUCCAAAGAUCCCGGAGAUGACGGAAACGACAGCACAGAUGAAAGGUUUCAGCGAGCGCCGUCUCGAAGAGGUGACUCGAAUUCAGGCGCCCAGAAAAUAGGAUCAACUGCGGAGGCCGACAAAAAUGGCGGUUCCUCUCCGAAGAAACGCGUAGUGCGUCUCACGCUGACGGAGGCCGCAGAAGAGAUUAAGAGGCUCCGGCGCUUCGAGCGCAGAACCAACGCGCAAAUGAAACAACAUGAGGAAGAAGUCAAGAGUUACGUCGAGCAAGUAACUAAUCUGAAGCAGCAGCUCUUGGACAGCGAGCGCGCGCGCCAGGAGGAGAAGGCCAGCUUGAUGAGCAUGUAUGAGACGGACACAAAGAAGCUUAAGGCGCAGCUGAAGAGCACGUCAGAUGAACUCCAGCUUCUGCAAGAGACUUCUCUGCCGCUCGUUGAGGCGAGGAAGCUGACAUUCAAGGCUCUUCGCAAGGGCCGGGCGCUGCAGUACAUGGCGCAGCUGUACACAAAUAACACUGUUCUGGUUUCAGUGAAGCGAGAAGCUCUUUUCAGAUUUCUGGAAAAUGCAUUUGGCACUGACCAUGCGGUAUUCCGUGCCAAUCACGGGUUCGCCUGUGGAGUCCAGUCGUACACUGACAGCCACCUACGGCUGCUGCGACAAGAGCAACUUAUUCUUCUCGCUGAGAAUGAGAGGCUCCAGGCACAGAUACAAGAAAUGCAAGUCCACACUGAAAAAAGCCGCCGAGACCGUAUUUUGCAACAAGAAGCUGCCAUUGUUGGCAAGCAUGAAGGGAACUGGUCUUCUCAGCAGAAUUACGAAGGAUCUAUCGCAAAGAGUGGCACCCCCAGCAUGGGUCUAGCGAGUUCGCAGAGGGAGCGGCUGGAGUCUCCAGCUAUUAUGAGUUCUUUCUCUUUCCAAGGAGGCAAUGUGAGAACUUUGGAAAUGGAGCUCACAAGGACAAAGCUACAGUCUGUCUGUGCAGUCCUCAACAUGGCACAAACCAGGCUGCUUGCCUACGCUUUCCGCCGGAUGUACUCCUUCUGCAUGAGCGAAUCCGUCGUGCAGACUAUGGAAAAGGCCAUUAACAGGUCAAGCGCAGAGCUCAGAAAGGAAACCAUCAUUACUGGAUGCGCAUUAGUGACAUCCUUUUUUAGAACUAAUGACAAAGCCUCGAUGCUCAGAGCUUUCUGGAUCUUGGUGCUGAGUGCAAAAAUCCAGAGCCGUGCGAAGGAAGUCGAAGCACUGAAAGAACAACUCAAGACAGCACAGGAGCAAGGGGCCAGAACAGGGGGCCCCAAUUAUUCUGCAGCGACCUGCAGGGCUUGCCACGCGUGGUCGGUGCUAUCAUCCGAACUUGACGAAAAAAACGCCAUGGCUGCACAGCCACUAGGGAUGCCUCGUAGAGGGGAUCCAAGUGAUGACAUUGGCCUAGCUCCUUCGCAAGGAGGUGGCAUUCCACUCCCUGUUGCAUAUGCCCCCCAUUACUUUCGGCAGCUGCCGUCGGCCCAGAAGCGCCGCAACGUCUACUUCACUGCGGCGCCGCCGAAGGCGCCGCAGCAAGCUUUCCCGUCCACAGUUCAAAGAGCCAGAGACAUGGCACUUACUGAAGAAACUUUCUACCGCCCCAUUUCCCUGGCGGAGGGGUGGAAAGUAGCUGGCGUCAACGGCCUCGGCAUCGGUAUGGAGCCAGUGGGAACUGUAAUCGGAUCCCACGCAACAUCGAAGGCUAAAAAGCUAGAUGCUGCGCAGGGGUCCCUAAAAGGCGCUCUUAUUCUACCACCCACUACGCCCUCUUCGCAGCCUCUAACUGCAGCAGAGAGGAACGACGCUUACAUGGAGCAGCUCCUACGAGCCACGGACCAGAGUCUGAAACUGUAG